Messenger RNA from Phymastichus coffea, 1296 nucleotides. Its product is annotated as polycomb protein EED-like. The coding region runs from base 1 to 1284 and encodes 427 amino acids. Gene Ontology annotation, cellular component: ESC/E(Z) complex. Gene Ontology annotation, molecular function: nucleosome binding; protein binding. The transcript has a single exon. Gene Ontology annotation, biological process: negative regulation of transcription by RNA polymerase II. The record is from RefSeq and is a predicted model, not a curated record. Lineage: Eukaryota; Metazoa; Arthropoda; Insecta; Hymenoptera; Eulophidae.
AUGAAAAGGCAUUCUACAAAAUCUUUCAUAUAUGCCUCUAGCCAAGAGGAUAGUGAAAAUGAUAGUGAUGAAACUGAGUGUAGCAUUGGUAGCAACUCAACAGCUGGCACUCACCGCAGUGACACUCCAACUAGGUCAGCACGUUUCAGAAGAAAAGGUCGUCGCAGGAGUAAAACGUCGAAAGCCAAGAUAAAUACAGAUAAAUCUCUGUAUAGAUUCUGCUGUAGUAUUAAAGAAGAUCAUGGACAACCCUUAUUUGGCGUACAAUUUAAUCACCAUCUCAAGGAAGGAGAGCCCAUGGUAUUUGCGACAGUUGGGAGCAAUAGAGUGAGUAUAUACGAGUGUCCAGAAGGUGGUGGAAUAAGACUAAGACAGUGCUAUGCAGAUCCAGACACAGAGGAGAACUUUUACACUUGUGCAUGGUCAUACGACGACUUUGGUAAGCCAAUUCUGGCUGUAGCGGGAUCUCGUGGUGUUAUUCGGGUAAUCAGUCCAGUAACGAUGACGUGCAUUAAACACUACAUCGGUCACGGACACGCUAUCAACGAGUUAAAAAUCCAUCCUGUAGACCUAAACAUUUUGCUAUCUGCUUCGAAGGACCACGCACUCCGCUUAUGGAAUAUUAAAUCAGAUGUUUGUAUUGCGAUAUUCGGUGGAGUGGAAGGUCACCGCGACGAGGUGCUUAGCGUGGAUUUCGACAUGAAAGGUGACCGUAUAAUUUCAUGCGGCAUGGAUCACGCACUCAAACUAUGGUCGCUGGGAAAAAAUGGUAUGCAAGAAGCCAUCAACCAAUCGUACCAUGGCUGUCCAUCACGUACAGGAAGACCCUUCGAGUCGGUGCUACAACAUUUUCCCGACUUUACGACGCGCGACGUGCAUCGCAACUACGUCGACUGCGUCAAAUGGUUUGGCGAUUUCAUACUCAGUAAGAGUUGUGAGAACUCUAUUGUCUGCUGGAAACCUGGACGACUCGAGGAUACUCAGCUCAGGAACAAUGAGACGAGUGCCACUGUGUUGCAUCGUUUCGACUUUAAGGAGUGCGACAUCUGGUUCAUUCGAUUUUCUAUGGACUUCUGGCAGAAAACCAUGGCUUUAGGCAAUCAGGUUGGUCGUACCUACGUUUGGGAUCUUGACGUUAAUGAGCCAAAUCAGGCCAGAUGUUUUUCUCUGCAACAUCCCAAAUGCAUCGCACCAAUCAGACAGACUAGCUUAAGUAGAGACGGCUCGGUGCUGUUAUGCGUCUGUGACGAUGCCACCGUGUGGAGAUGGGACCGCGACAACUGAUUGACUUUUUUU